Messenger RNA from Cuscuta epithymum, 1102 nucleotides. The record is from the annotation of a GenBank genome assembly. Lineage: Eukaryota; Viridiplantae; Streptophyta; Magnoliopsida; Solanales; Convolvulaceae.
GCAAUUUCAUUCAAACUGUUUCCGAGCAGAAGCGAAUAAGAUCCAAACACCCCCUCAAAUACUUUUGGAUCCGUCUCUCUUCAGCAGCACAAGUUCAGUCCCAAAGGAGACAGCGAGACAACCGAGAGAGAAGACAAAUGGCAUCUGCGUUGAGGGCUGCAGUACUCCGACAGGUCCGAAUCCCGGUAACCGAAGCCUUAUCAUCGAACAGCUCGCGGCUGGUAUCCAGCCGAUGGAUGUCUUCGGAUGACGACCACUUAAGCAGGAAGCAAGUUUCCGACAGAGUUCUAGACGUCGUCAAGAAUUAUCCCAAAGUCGAACCUUCCAAGGUAUCUCCUGAUGCCCAUUUCCAGAAUGAUCUAGGCUUAGACAGCUUAGACACUGUUGAGAUUGUAAUGGCUCUCGAGGAAGAGUUCAAACUGGAAAUUCCAGAUAAGGAAGCAGUUAGGAUCGACUCAUGCUCACUUGCAAUUGAGUACAUUUAUAACCAUCCAAUGUCAAGCUAAGGGUUUUAAACUGGAAGGUGUUUUAGUUUUGGAAUGGGGUUCAAUCCCUCUUAUUAACUUGAAAUGUGGAAACUGGAUCCAUAACCAAAUCAUCCAAUAAUCAUCAUUCUGGACAGUUGUUCAUUCUGUAAGCUGUUAUUUCUGCAUUGGUAGUUUGCCUUAUAUUGUAGACGUGGUUUUAAUUUUCAUGCUGUUGCAAUCAUUCGUUUUUCCAUAUUUGCUUUGGGUAAUGUUCUCACAACAUGGCCCAUAAUGUUGUUUGGGCGUGACUUGUGUUGUACUACUUCCCUAAUGUCUGAUAUUAGCAUUUGUGAUCAAAGUAUGACUUUGACGAAUUCAAUUCCAGCAACAACAUGGCCCAUAAUGUUGUUUGGGUAAUGUUCUCACAACAUGGCCCAUAAUGUUGUUUGGGUGUGACUUGUGUUGUACCACUUCCCUAAUGUCUGAUAUUAGCAUUUGUGAUCAAAGUAUGACUUUGAAGAAUUCAAUUCCAGCAACAACAUGACCCAUAAUGUUGUUUGGGUAAUGCUCUCACAACAUGGCCCAUAAUGUUGUUUGGACGUGAGUGUGACUUGUUUUUCUCUAAUGUAUGAUUU